AUUCUCGUUUUAAGGGACUUCAUUUACAUCCGCAAACAAUUUUUAAGAUUUAUGACGCUUUUAAGUUCUAAAGGAUGUCGCUUUUAACUAAUGACAAUUUUAAUAGACGUUUGUGUUAACUUUGUAUUAAAAAAAAUGCUUUUAACCAAUACUUUGAUCUUUUGACAAAUCGUUAUUGAAGUGUUAAGCAUCUCUUCUGCUUGUUACAGAAAAACUAUAACAUCAACAUUAGAGAAUUCCCGCGUCGCCAUUAUUGUAGGUGCAGCGGGAUGCGGUAAAUCUACGCGUAUGCCGGCGGCCAUUUUGCGAAGUUGUGGCGUGAAAACCAACGCCAUAGUGUCGGAGCCUAGAAGGGUUGCCGCCAUAGGUCUAGCUGAGAGAGUGGCUAGUGAAUUGGGUGACGAGGUAGGAGGCUUGGUAGGUUACCAAGUAAGACUGCAAUCCAAACCACCUCGCCCACCUUGCGGUACUGUGUUGUACUGUACAUCGGGUAUACUUCUUAGAAGACUGCAAAGUAAUCCAGGUUUAAAUGGAUGUAGUCACGUGAUCAUCGACGAAGCUCAUGAGCGAGACGUCAAUACGGACAUAACGCUACUACUGUUGAAGCGAGCGCUUGAUAUUAAUCCUGAAUUAAAAGUUGUCAUAAUGAGCGCCACCCUUGAUGUAGGCGUGUUUAAAAGGUAAAAAACAUUCUUUUGCAUACUUUAGAAUUAUAUUAAUAAAAAAAAAACCUAUUUAAAUAUAUGAUGUUUAUGUAUAUUAUGUACUAGUGGGCGCC
Diatraea saccharalis (sugarcane borer) is the source of this 778-nucleotide messenger RNA. The record is from the annotation of a GenBank genome assembly. Lineage: Eukaryota; Metazoa; Arthropoda; Insecta; Lepidoptera; Crambidae.